AUGCCCCAGGACACCAGCAUCCCUUACGACAUAUCUGUCUUCGUAUCGACGCUCUUUCUUUUGGAGUUCGCCACCGACAAAUUCAUCUCCCACACUGCAAAGCUAGCCUCCCUCAUCAACGUCUCAGAACUCCUCAUUGGGCUGGUUACUGCCGGCGCAGAAUGGGAAGAACUCGCUGUGGUAGUCUCCUCCCUCGGACAGGGCCGUUCGUCCCUUGCUCUGGGCAAUGUCAUAGGCGCAUCCAUAUCCAAUAUCCUCGGCGCCUUUUCUCUGGGCUUGCUUUGUUCCGGGGACCUUGAGUUUGACCGUGGCUCGAGGAUCUACUCUCUGCUGACUCUUGUGCUCACCACGCUCAUCAUCCCCGUCGUAUACUAUUCCAGCAGAGUUUCGUGCAUCGUUUGCGGAUCCAUCUUGAUAGGCGGUUUCGUCAUAUACUUCGUCUCUAUAGGUGUCGCGGUCGUCAAAGGUGUCUUGAUAUCCCCCGAGGAUUCCGAUUCGGACUCUGACGACGGAGACGGAGACGACGACGGAGACACGGAACGAACAGCCCUCCUCAACAAUCCGUCUCCAGGCCCUCCCCGUCACGCCAUCACCCAUCACGCCCUCCAACUCGUCUUCGGCAUCGCAGCCCUCGCCCUGUCUGCCUAUAUUCUGGCACACUCUGCGGCGAGUAUCACGACGCAGUUGCACAUUUCUGACAUUUCAUUUGGCGUCGUUGUCCUCUCUAUUGCGACCACGCUUCCAGAAAAGCUGAUUUCCGUCGUGAGUGGAUACAGGGGCCGUGGUCAGAUACUAGUUGCCAACUGCGCGGGGAGCAAUAUUUUCUUGUUGUCCUUGUGUUGUGGUAUCGUCUUGAUCAGCACACGAGGAGAGCUGGAUAAAGGGACCGUGACGAUCGGGGAGUUGGCGGUUCUGUGGUUGUCCACACUGGCCUUUACUGUGACAGUGUGGUUUGGCGGGACGGGGGCCAAGGUAAUUGGAGUUGUCAUGGUUUUGGGAUAUGUCGCAUUCAUAGUAUUGGAGUAUGCCGUCAUUCAUCGGGUGGACCUAUAG
Metarhizium album ARSEF 1941 is the source of this 1053-nucleotide messenger RNA. RefSeq names its product Sodium/calcium exchanger membrane region. The record is from RefSeq and is a predicted model, not a curated record. The transcript has 2 exons. Gene Ontology annotation, biological process: intracellular calcium ion homeostasis; calcium ion transmembrane transport. Lineage: Eukaryota; Fungi; Ascomycota; Sordariomycetes; Hypocreales; Clavicipitaceae. Bases 1 to 1053 code for a protein of 350 amino acids. Gene Ontology annotation, cellular component: membrane. Gene Ontology annotation, molecular function: calcium channel activity; calcium, potassium:sodium antiporter activity.